AUGACUGAUCCUCGUUUGAAGAGCAUCCAAGCCGACCCUAGGAAGGAGUACAUCGUAGAGGCGUGCAUGGCCUUGCUUGGUAUUGGUCAAAAGUAUCGGAAUAUCUUCAGGUCCGAUCCUGGGUCGAAUGGCGAGUUGGAGAAAUUUCUGGAAGAUCUGAAUUCUAAGGUUCUUUUUGCCUCUGAGAAUUCACUGGAGACCACCGGCGAUUUCCGUAAUGUGAUUCUGUCUACCAAAUUCGAUGAUCUGAAAGCUGCCACAGGAGUUGUGAUCGUAUUCAUCAAGAUGGGUGUUGGUGAGAUAUCAGCGGAUUCGAUGAAGGCUCGAGUGAUCACUACUACGUUGAAAGUUGACGAUCCAGUGGAGGGGCUGGAGGGUGUUCUUAGGGAGGUUCAUUCGAAGUUACUGGGUGACACCGAGGUUGGCGGAGCGAUCGAGAAGUUGAUCGCCGGUUUGGAAGCAGGCUUAGUUCGUGAGUCGCAGAAGGGGCACAACUUUGGAGAGGAUGAAAUCGAUCAUGUAAUCGAUUUGGUUGAAUACGUCGAGUUUAUGGGAAAUUAA
Molecule: messenger RNA, 561 nt
Organism: Perkinsus marinus ATCC 50983
Lineage: Eukaryota; Perkinsozoa; Perkinsida; Perkinsidae
Exons: 7
Coding region: 1-561 (186 amino acids)
Source: RefSeq, a predicted model, not a curated record